Capsella rubella is the source of this 3783-nucleotide messenger RNA. Its product is annotated as translocase of chloroplast 120, chloroplastic. The record is from RefSeq and is a predicted model, not a curated record. NCBI's taxonomy places the organism in Eukaryota, Viridiplantae, Streptophyta, Magnoliopsida, Brassicales, Brassicaceae. Gene Ontology annotation, molecular function: GTPase activity; GTP binding. The transcript is spliced from 3 exons. Gene Ontology annotation, biological process: protein targeting to chloroplast. Bases 162 to 3476 code for a protein of 1104 amino acids. Gene Ontology annotation, cellular component: chloroplast outer membrane.
AGCACUGUCGCAGGCGAGUAAAAGGCGUAAUACACAACAACAACAACAAAAAAGCGCAUAUGUAAAGGAUCUUUCUUUUCAGACUUCUUUCAAUCUCUAAUAGUCACCAGUGAUUCGUGAUUUUGGUUUGGGUGGAUUUUGUAACUGCGGUGAUCUCAGAAAUGGGCGAUGGGGAAGAGAUGAAGCUUGCUGAUGGUGAUAGAACUAGUGAUGGGGAAGUAGAGAAAAGGGAGUUGGUGGGAUCUGAUCAAGUGAUGGAUAUUGAAGAAGAGGUCUUCGAGGAAGCAAUUGGUUCGCAGGAGGGACUAAAACCUGAACCUUUCGGAGCCGAUGAGGAUUUGCCAUUAGAGGCAGCAUGUAGUAGCAAUGAGAGAGGAGUACAAGAUUUAGAGGUUAGUUAUACGGUGGUGGGAGAGAGCCAUAGCGAGGUUGACGUGCAACAUCUAAUUACGAAGGAUGCUGAAUCUGAUUUGGUGACUUCCAAAAUGAAUGAUGAUCAGGGGGGGACAGGUGCAGAAAUUUCUUUUGGUAAAAUCGAAUCAAGCUUGGAUGUGGUUGAGAAGAGUGAUGAAGCUACUUCCAAUGUUUCCAGUUUAGCGGCUGAGGCUGUAACUUUACAAAACGGGAACAUACAUUCUUUUUCGGAAAACACAAUUGUGGUUCCUGAUAAUAAAGAACUGGUGGCUGAAGUUAUCUCAGUAAAUUCCUGCUCCGAGGAAACAGGGGAUGAUGGUAUUAAAAAAUAUGGCAUGGGAACAGAACAAGAGAUUGAGGAAGGUGAAGGAACACAUAAGAAUUGCUUUCAGAAGGGUUUCGUAUGUAUAGAAAAUGAUGAGACUGGUGCCGACUACAAUGGUGUUAAAAAGACUUCAGGUGACGAAUCCUUGAAUGAUUGUAUUGAAGUAGCAACUGCGAUCCUAUCUCCUUUGGAAAAAUCUAGCUCCGAGGAAAAGAUAAAGACUGAAGAUCACAGCAGUAGUGGCUUCCCUGGGGAAACUUUUAGAGAACAGGAGACUUUUCACAAUAUGAAUGGAGUACAUGAUGUUCAGCAGAGUACUCAAUCUAAGGAAAUUGAAAAGCAGCAAGACAGCAGAGUAAAUGUAGGUCCAGAGAUGAAGGAAAGCCAACAUGUGGAUAGAGAAUCUGAGGUAUUAAGUUCUGUUUCACCAGCAGAGGCUAGAAGUAAUACUGCAGCAUUACCACCGGCUCGCCCAGCAGGUCUUGGUCAUGCUGCUCCUCUUUUGGAACCGGCACCACGUGUUCCACAACAGCCUCGUGUCAACGGAAAUGUGUAUCAGAAUCAGCCUCAGCAAGCUGAAGACUCUACCACUGCAGAGACAGAUGAGCAUGAUGAGACGCGUGAGAAGCUCCAGUUGAUCAGGGUCAAAUUUUUGAGGCUUGCACAUAGAUUAGGGCAAACUCCACAUAAUGUUAUUGUUGCUCAGGUUUUGUACAGGCUUGGAUUGGCUGAACAGUUGAGGGGAAGAAACGGAAGCCGUGUUGGUGCCUUUAGUUUUGAUCGUGCCAGUGCCAUGGCAGAACAGCUCGAAGUAGCUGGACAGGAUCCCCUUGAUUUCUCUUGUACGAUUAUGGUGCUCGGUAAAAGUGGGGUUGGUAAAAGUGCAACUAUCAAUUCUAUUUUCGAUGAACUGAAAAUUAGUACUGAUGCAUUCCAGAUGGGGACAAAGAGGGUUCAGAAUGUUGAGGGUUUUGUUCAGGGAAUUAAGGUACGGGUAAUUGACACCCCUGGUCUCUUACCAUCCUGGUCAGAUCAACACAAGAAUGAGAAGAUCCUGAAGUCUGUCAGGGCAUUCAUCAAGAAAAACCCGCCUGACAUUGUAUUAUAUCUUGAUAGAUUGGAUAUGCAAAGCAGAGAUUCUGGUGACAUGCCUCUCUUGCGCACCAUCACUGAUGUUUUUGGACCAUCAAUAUGGUUUAAUGCCAUUGUGGGUUUGACUCAUGCCGCUUCGGCUCCACCAGAUGGCCCAAAUGGUACUGCUUCUAGCUAUGAAAUGUUUGUUACACAACGUUCUCAUGUCAUCCAGCAGGCCAUUCGCCAAGCAGCUGGAGAUAUGAGGCUCAUGAAUCCUGUUUCUUUAGUUGAGAACCACUCUGCUUGCAGGACCAAUCGGGCAGGCCAGAGAGUAUUACCUAAUGGCCAAGUGUGGAAACCUCAUUUGCUAUUACUCUCAUUUGCCUCCAAGAUUCUAGCCGAAGCAAAUGCUCUUCUGAAAUUACAAGAUAAUAUUCCAGGGGGACAAUUUGCAGCUCGGUCCAAGGCUCCUCCAUUACCAGUUCUCCUCUCAUCGCUUCUGCAAUCAAGACCACAAGCUAAGCUUCCUGAGGAGCAGUACGAUGAUGAAGAAGAUGAAGAUGAUUUGGACGAAUCAACAGAUUCUGACGAAGAACCAGAGUAUGAUGACCUUCCUCCAUUUAAGUGGUUGACUAAAGCCGAGAUGGCUAAACUUAGCAAAUCCCAGAAGAAGGAAUAUCUCGAUGAGAUGGAUUACCGGGAGAAAUUAUUUAUGAAGAGGCAGAUGAAAGAGGAAAGAAAGAGACGUAAGUUGUUAAAGAAAUUUGCUGCUGAGAUUAAAGAUAUGCCUAACAGGUAUAGUGAAAAUGUGGAAGAGGAGAGAAGUGAACCUGCAUCUGUUCCAGUUCCCAUGCCAGAUAUAUCUCUACCUGCAUCGUUUGACUCUGACAAUCCUACUCACCGGUACCGGUACCUUGAUUCCUCCAAUCAAUGGCUUGUUAGGCCAGUCCUGGAAACUCAUGGGUGGGAUCAUGAUAUUGGUUAUGAAGGUGUGAAUGCGGAACGACUUUUUGUUGUUAAAGAAAAAAUACCGAUAUCUUUCUCUGGUCAAGUGACAAAGGACAAGAAGGAUGCAAAUGUGCAGGUGGAAUUGGCCAGCUCGGUUAAACAUGGAGAGGGUAGAUCAACUUCCUUAAGUUUGGACAUGCAAAAUGCAGGGAAGGACUUGGCGUACACUGUUCGAAGUGAAACUAGAUUUAACAAUUUUAGGAAAAACAAAGCGGCAGCUGGUCUCUCUGUAACGCUCUUGGGUGAUUCGGUGUCUGCAGGGCUGAAAGUAGAAGAUAAGUUGAUUGCUAAUAAACGGUUCAGAAUGGUUAUGUCUGGUGGGGCAAUGACUAGUCGAGGAGAUGUUGCCUAUGGUGGUAGUUUAGAAGCUCAGUUUAGAGAUAAAGAUUAUCCGCUUGGUCGGUUUUUGUCAACUCUUGGACUUUCUGUGAUGGAUUGGCAUGGCGAUCUUGCUAUCGGAGGGAAUGUACAGUCCCAAGUGCCCAUCGGACGUUCCUCUAAUUUAAUUGCUCGUGCUAAUUUGAAUAACAGAGGGGCAGGGCAAGUAAGCGUCCGCGUAAACAGCUCUGAGCAGCUCCAACUUGCUAUGGUAGCACUUGUUCCUCUGUUCAAGAAGCUUCUUAGUUAUUAUUCCCCAGAGAAAAUGCAAUAUUGACAAUGAUUAAUAACAUUUAAGGUUUUGAUUGAAAAGGAGGAACAUGGUGUGUCCUUGGGUUGAAAGUUGAAGAUCAAAUUGCUGUUUCUUGAAAUAGCAAGAACGCAUUCAUUCCAUGUCUCCGGUAUAAUAGUUCAGUAGUGGUUUCUUUUAUUUCUCAAACCUUGUCUAUGGUAGAAUAAAACAUACCUAUUUUUGUUCAUGUACUAAUUAGUAAUAAAGCUUUGUUGAAAGUAUGCAAAUUUAAGAAGAUGGUAAUUAACAAAUUUUUCUUGAAACAUGUUAAUGAGGAGAUUAGAGUUCAGAA